Molecule: messenger RNA, 3265 nt
Organism: Cajanus cajan (pigeon pea)
Lineage: Eukaryota; Viridiplantae; Streptophyta; Magnoliopsida; Fabales; Fabaceae
Gene: PTAC3
Product: plastid transcriptionally active 3
Molecular function (GO): protein binding
Source: RefSeq, a predicted model, not a curated record
UUGAAUUCGGUAGUGCAGCCGUGUAUGUAUGCCCUUAUCAUCAUCAAACACACCACUGCUGCUUCACUCACUGGACACUGUCACAACUCACAACCAAAACCCAUUCACUACACCCUCCAACACAAAUCUAUAUAUGCAUUCAUGUCCUCACUCAUCUUACCUUACACCUGCACUCACGGUUACGCCCCUAAUUUCCCCUUCAAAUUCAACCGUUUCUCUCCCCGAACCGUGACGGUUCGCGCGGCGGUUUCAUCCCCGGACAAGCGGAGCAGGAAGAAGAAGCCGGCGAAGGAUGACGAAACCGCACUUGAGAACGGCCUCCGUUUCAGCUUCAUGGAGGAGCUCAUGGACCGCGCCAGGAGCCGCGACUCAAACGGCGUGUCGGAAGUCAUGUACGACAUGAUCGCCGCUGGCCUCAACCCCGGUCCGCGGUCGUUUCAUGGCUUGGUAGUGUCUCACGCCCUUAACGGCGACGAAGAAGCUGCGAUGGAAUCGCUGAGAAGAGAGUUGGCUGCGGGGCUUCGACCGGUUCACGAGACCUUCUUGGCAUUGGUGAGGUUGUUUGGGUCCAAAGGUCGCGCCACUCGAGGUCUAGAAAUACUUGCAGCUAUGGAGAAGCUAAAUUAUGAUAUUCGCCAAGCUUGGAUUGUCCUUAUUGAGGAACUUGUUCAGAACAAGCAUUUGGAAGAUGCCAACCAAGUGUUCCUGAAGGGUGCCAAGGGUGGCCUUAGAGCUACUGAUGAGGUUUAUGAUCUUCUCAUAGAGGAAGACUGCAAAGUAGGGGACCAUUCUAAUGCCUUGGACAUUGCCUAUGAGAUGGAGGCGGCUGGCCGGAUGGCAACCACAUUUCAUUUCAAUUGCCUCCUCAGUGUGCAGGCUACCUGCGGAAUACCUGAAAUAGCUUUUGCAACAUUUGAGAAUAUGGAAUAUGGAGAAGAUUAUAUGAAGCCUGAUACCGAGACAUACAACUGGGUUAUUCAAGCAUAUACUAGAGCUGAAUCUUAUGACAGAGUACAAGAUGUUGCUGAGUUACUUGGCAUGAUGGUUGAAGAUCACAAACGGAUACAGCCAAAUGUGAAGACCCAUGCGUUGUUAGUGGAGUGUUUCACCAAGUACUGUGUGGUACGUGAAGCUAUUAGGCAUUUCCGUGCCCUUAAAAACUUUGAAGGGGGUACAAAAGUUCUACAUAAUGAAGGGAACCAUGGAGAUCCACUUUCUUUGUAUCUUCGGGCAUUAUGUCGGGAAGGAAGAAUUGUUGAAAUGCUUGAAGCUUUAGAAGCUUUGGCCAAAGAUAACCAGCCAAUCCCCUCACGGGCAAUGAUAUUGAGCAGAAAAUACCGGACAUUAGUGAGCUCAUGGAUUGAACCUUUACAAGAGGAGGCUGAACUUGGCUAUGAGAUUGAUUAUAUUGCUAGAUAUAUUGCAGAGGGUGGCCUAACUGGGGAGCGCAAGCGGUGGGUGCCUCGAAGAGGUAAAACACCUCUAGAUCCUGAUGCUCAUGGAUUUAUUUAUUCAAACCCAAUGGAGACCUCCUUCAAACAAAGAUGCCAGGAGGAGUUGAAGUUGUACAAUAAAAAGCUUCUAAAGACGUUGCAGAAUGAAGGACUUGCAGCUUUAGGGGAUGGUGUAUCUGAAUCUGAUUAUAUUAGAGUGCAGGAGAGGCUAAAGAAACUCAUAAAGGGACCUGACCAGAAUGUUUUAAAGCCUAAAGCUGCUAGUAAAAUGCUUGUGUCUGAAUUGAAGGAAGAACUAGAAGCACAAGGUUUGCCAACUGAUGGAACCAGAAAUGUUCUUUACCAGCGAGUACAGAAAGCAAGGAGAAUAAAUCGUUCUCGUGGUAGGCCCCUUUGGGUUCCUCCCAUUGAAGAGGAGGAAGAAGAGGUGGAUGAAGAGCUGGAUGCAUUAAUUUCACGUAUACAGCUGCAGGAAGGAAAUACAGAGUUCUGGAAACGUCGCUUUUUAGGAGAAGGCUUAACUGGUGAUCAGGAAAUGCCAACGGAUGCAGGUAAAGCAGAGGUCCCAGAAGUUCCAGAUGACAUUGAUGCUAUAGAAGAUGCUGCAAAAGAGGUUGAAGAUGAUGAAGUGGAUGAGGAGGAGGAGGAAGCAGAACAGGCUGAAGAGGAAGUAGAACCAGCAGAAACCCAAGAUGUAAACAGGAUAAAGGACAAGGAAGUUGAAGCUAAAAAGCCUCUUCAAAUGAUUGGAGUCCAGUUAUUGAAAGAUUCUGAUCAACCUACUACCACAUCUAAAAAGUUUAGGAAGUCUUCCAAAUUUCAUGUUCAGGAUGAUGAUGAUGAUGAUUGGUUCCCCCUGGACCUGUUUGAGGCGUUUAAGGAAAUGAGGAAGCGGAAAAUUUUUGAUGUGUCAGACAUGUAUACAUUGGCAGAUGCUUGGGGAUGGACAUGGGAGAGAGAACUGAAGAACAAACCCCCUCGUAAAUGGUCACAGGAAUGGGAAGUUGAGUUGGCAAUCAAAGUUAUGCAGAAGGUCAUAGAAUUGGGAGGGACACCAACUAUAGGAGAUUGUGCCAUGAUAUUGCGUGCAGCUAUAAGGGCACCUCUACCUUCUGCUUUCUUGACAAUUUUGCAAACAACUCAUGGCCUUGGUUAUAAGUUUGGGAGUCCUCUUUAUGAUGAGAUCAUCUCUCUCUGCGUUGAUCUUGGGGAACUGGAUGCGGCUGUUGCUGUAGUUGCAGAUUUGGAAACCACAGGGAUCUCGGUUUCAGACCAGACUUUGGAUAGGGUGAUUUCUGCCAAACAGAGGAUUGACAAUACCUCCAAUGGUGACAUAACGGAUGCAGGAUUGUAAAACUAUAUCUCCAUGCUGUACUGGUUGUAGUUUAAUGUAUCAUGAUUGAUCAUUGCACAAAUGUGCAAAUUUUGUGCUGAGCCUAAUGUAUGUAUAGUAUCAGGCCUAGAAAGUUUACCAAAAUUAGUAGCAUUUGUUCUCUUCUCUCCCAGCUUUCAGUUCUCUUCUACUCCGCCACCAUCUAUUGUUUCAAAAUGAAGCAACGACAGGCAUCACUGUUGGUACGACAAUGCUUAUUCAUUCCACCGACACGAAAUGAUGCUGUUGAAAAUUCAACGUCACCAACCAACCAAUAACUCGGAUUUCACGGUGGAUAAUAGUGUGAUUAUAUUGUCAAGACUCGAUCCACUUCAUUGACUGAUUAGUACUAUAUUUCAUAUAAAAUGUUUAAAAUUGUUAAUAACAAUUAUUGAAGGAGUUAAUGACAUAUAUAGGACUCGGAUCUAGUUCUUCUAAA